Fusarium oxysporum Fo47 is the source of this 1167-nucleotide messenger RNA. RefSeq names its product ORMDL family-domain-containing protein. The coding region runs from base 209 to 826 and encodes 205 amino acids. Gene Ontology annotation, biological process: negative regulation of ceramide biosynthetic process; ceramide metabolic process; intracellular sphingolipid homeostasis. Gene Ontology annotation, cellular component: endoplasmic reticulum membrane. NCBI's taxonomy places the organism in Eukaryota, Fungi, Ascomycota, Sordariomycetes, Hypocreales, Nectriaceae. The record is from RefSeq and is a predicted model, not a curated record. The transcript has 2 exons.
UGAAAUCCAUCUUUUACCGACAACGCAAACUCUGGGUGUUUGCACCCGUGUUGUUCUCCGCCGAUUCUCCCCUCCUCCCAAUCGACUUACGCUUUCUGCAAAUUGACCCGUCAAUACCGCCAAGCUGUCUUCCCCAAUCUUACUCCAGCGCACCGUCUCCUACGACGCGGCGAACAAGCCUCCGCGCCGAGGCAGCAUCUAUCUCAACAUGCCCGAACGGAACGCAGCGGGAGGAGCUGGGGCCCGAAGGAGGAGAUCUAGCAGUAUCCUCCAGGUUUACCAUGAGCCUCCCGAGACUCUCGAGCAGAUCAGCGACCAAGCUUCUCUGCCUAACCUCAACGCCAACUGGACAAAUGCUAAAGGUGCCUGGACCAUUCAUUUCGUCCUGAUCGUGUGCGCCAAAAUCAUAUUUGACGCCAUCCCUGGUGUCUCGCAGGAGACUUCAUGGACGCUUGUCAACAUGUCAUACAUGUUUGGCUCCUACAUCAUGUUCCACCAUGUUCGUGGCGUUCCCUUCGAUUUCAACAGUGGCGCUUUUGACAACCUCAAUAUGUGGGAGCAAAUUGACAAUGGCGCGCAGUACACGCCCACCAAGAAGUUUCUUCUUGGUGUUCCGAUUGCACUAUUCCUCGUCAGCACCCACUAUACGCAUUACGACUUGACAUACUUUACUAUCAACUUAUUGGCUGUCCUGGGAGUCGUCAUCCCCAAGCUACCCUUUGUAUGUUGCCGUGCCAUCCCUCUAUUUGUUUGCGUCUCUGCACCUAUGACAUGUACCCUUGGUUUUGUUUACACAACAUACUUUCUCAUGGGCGUCAUAUGCUAACACAAGCCCAGAGCCACCGAAUGCGAUUUGGGCUUUUCUCAGGUCCACCGGAGGAAUAGGAGACCGAAUAGGGAGCAGAAACAGAAGCAGAAGCAAAAUAACUACCGUGGGACCGAUUUGCUGUAUUAGUAUCAGGGGCGUUAGGGUAAGAUUAUCUUUGGCGAGAAAGAGAAUUGGGGGAUUGCGAAAAAUAAGAAGAGGUCGAGGUUGUGCAACUUGAUAGCAAGCAGUAUUUAUAACGCGGCUGGUGAGCAGAGUGUUCGGUCGUUCAGCGGUAGCUUCAAAACAGCAAUUGGAUUUGGACAUCGGCAUAUUUCUCAACAGUUUUCUAUCCCUUGUUC